Molecule: messenger RNA, 1558 nt
Organism: Physcomitrium patens
Lineage: Eukaryota; Viridiplantae; Streptophyta; Bryopsida; Funariales; Funariaceae
Product: cell division topological specificity factor homolog, chloroplastic
Biological process (GO): chloroplast fission; regulation of division septum assembly; cell division
Source: RefSeq, a predicted model, not a curated record
AAACCCUAACUCGCCAUCUCUAUGGCAACCAGAUCCAAGAAAUCGGUGAUCUCAGUCGAUGUACCACGGCGAUGCAGCACAGCGUUGGAGGCUGAAGCAAAGCUUAUGUGCGCCGCUGUGCAUUGGAAUGCACAGCUUGCGUGAAGGAAGGACCGACUCAAGUGGCACUGAUUGCUGCUAACUCUCGUGGUGCUUACAUUGGGAGGCUCGCACAAUGUGCACCGUGGUAGCGACCUCGCUGAAGUCUGUAGACUUGGGAUGUGUCGUUCCAGGGAUACAAUUACCGUCAAAAGAUGUAAAAGGAAGUGGCCAUGUUGUUCCGAUUUCACAAUGUUCUAGAGUUAUGUUGCAGUCCGCUCAAGGACCAAGCGCUCGUGUACAUUUUCUGCGCCACGCACACUAUCGAAAUAUGUCUCGUUGCAUCGCCAUGAAGAGUAGAGUAGAAAACUCUAGAGCUGACUUCUCCACGGGCAAUGAAGAGGAUGAAAUUACGGGUGGCAAGAGCCAAACUUUUAUGGAGCGUAUCACACGUGCAUGGUCUGUUCUUUUUCCUGCGAAAGCCAAGCCGUCCUCGAACAAAGACGUUGCGAAGCAGCGUCUGAAAAUGAUUCUAAUCUCCGACAGGUGCACUGUGAAUGAGGAAGCAAAGAAGAAGAUCGUGACCAACAUCGUUGGUGCCCUUUCAGAUUUCGUAGAGAUUCAAUCAGAGGAGAAAGUCCAGUUCAACGUCACCUCCGACGCAGAUCUCAACACAGUUUGCUCCGUGACGGUACCGGUCCGAAGAGUCAGGCCCCAGUACCAAGAGUUUAGCAGGGAUCUUGUACAUUCCGAGCUGGAGGCUUUUGAUUGCGAGGAAAAGGAAGGUUCUUUUCGGAUGGUUGACAUCCGUUUUGAGCGUCCCGAUGUCGAAGGAAUUGACGUUUGAGAGGAUUUAAGCUGCUGUUAUUAAUUACGAGUUCCUCGACGUUCAGGAUGUCUGCAUGUCUGCAUAACUUCGAUAUUGGUGCAUAUGCUUCCUGUUUUGAAAGAAGUUAAGAAGGGCUACAUUGGCUGCUAUCAUCUCAGAAUGAUUGUAACAUUGCAAUCAGAAUCAAGGCCUCCGGAGUUCAGUGAAUCGCCAACACACACCAAGCAACAUUGGUAGUUACGUGAGGCAAAUCCUGGGCACUUUCUCAUCAUGGUUUCCUCAUCCUCUAUUAAAUUCCAGAUUACAUCGAAUAGCUGCUUACCGUGGAGAAAGACUUCUUAUCCGUAAUUUCAUUUAGACAUCUGUCUUUCUAUAAAAUGGGAAUCUCGGGUGCGUAUAGCUAGUCAUUUGUUACUUGCUGGCAGUUGCAUAUUUGUAGAUUAUUAAGGGCUUUAGGCAAUCCAAUUGUGCUAGGCUUGAUUCUAUUAAAUGCAGACAAGCUUACAGAGAAUGUAAUUAGUUCAAUUUCAUUUUCGACCUUUGUGGCCACAGUUUGGACGAAGGGCUUUUCAAUGAUACCAUGUGGCGUCUGCUCUUGAUGUGUACAGAAUCUGGUUCUGAACCCAAUUUUGUGCACAUGCCAUUCGUACA